AUGCUAGCUAAUGGGUGCUCUGCUGACUCAACUGACGAAUAUUGCCGACUUGCGGAGAGUACUGCUAUUGAGAACCUGAAGCGCUUCUGUCAAGCAAUUCAAGCCAUCUAUGGAGCCACAUACCUCCGCAAGCCAACUCGUGAAGACUUGAAAAGGCUUCUACGCAAGGCAGACAAAAGAGGCUCCCCUGGCAUGAUAGGAAGUCUCGAUUGUAUGCAUUGGGAGUGGAAGAAUUGUCCUACUGGUUGGGCUGGCCAAUUCAAGGGCCGUCAUAACAAGCCAACCAUUGUGCUGGAGGCUGUGGUAUCUUACGACACAUGGAUUUGGCAUGCAUUCUUCGGCUCUCCCGGAUCAAACAACGAUAUCAACGCUCUUUGGUCUUCUCCUUUGUUCGAUGAGGUUGUGAAUGGAUGGGCACCAGAAUUUCGAUACAAGUGCAAAGAAGAAAUUAUUUUCCCAGAGGCAAGAGUCUUACAGGAAGGAUAUGGAGAGAGCGUUCGGGAUCUUACAAGCUUGGUGGGCCAUUGUUAG
Messenger RNA from Malus domestica (apple), 531 nucleotides. NCBI's taxonomy places the organism in Eukaryota, Viridiplantae, Streptophyta, Magnoliopsida, Rosales, Rosaceae. The record is from RefSeq and is a predicted model, not a curated record.